Molecule: messenger RNA, 6710 nt
Organism: Petromyzon marinus (sea lamprey)
Lineage: Eukaryota; Metazoa; Chordata; Hyperoartia; Petromyzontiformes; Petromyzontidae
Source: RefSeq, a predicted model, not a curated record
CCCGACCAGGGGGGGUGGGGGGGGGGAGUUUGACCCGAGCCUCCUUCUCCUUCUGUUGCCCCCCGUCCAGCCGCCGGGCGACUCGAGACGGCAGCGUGAGGAAGGACGCCGAGGAGGUGGAGGGUUGGUGGUGGUGGUGGAGACUUUCUUCCUCUUCAGUUCAACGUUUCUCGGGAAGGAUCAGCUGUUGGCUGGUGGUUGGUGGCGGCGGUGGUUGGUGGUGGCGAGGCCACGGCUUUGGUGGUUUCCACUCCAUCGACCCACCCACCCACCCAUUACAAUUUUUUUUCUCAAUCCCAGAGUUAUCGUGGCAGGCACCGCUAUAUCGGCUCCCGAAAGUCCUUCACCUACCCGUAGAUUUUCCUCCACACCCCAUCAGGAUGGCGUGCGCAGUGGCCACCCCGGUGCUGGAGCCAAGCGGGGACUUCCCGGCGUGGCUGGAGGCGCAGGGCGUGAACGCGGAGGUGGCCCGGGCCAUGGACUCCGAGCUGGGCAUCCGGGACUACGGGGUCCUGCGCGCCUGCGUCGGGGACGGCCUCGUGCGGGCCGAGCUGCUGGCCACGGCGCGCGACCGCCUGCCCUUCGGCUUCUACGCCGUGCUGCGGCAGGUAGUGAAGGCCCUGCAGGGCGCCGAGCACCACGACGCCGGGACGCCGCGCUGGGACGACGCCGCUUCCUCCCCUGGUGACGUGACCCUGGGAGGCCUGGUGGAGGUGCUGCUCGCGCUGUUCAGCGGCUUGAGCCGGGAGCUGCUGUUGUCCGUGCAGAGGCUGGGGGCCAUGGAUGGCGCCGGUACAUAUGUUGAGCCCUCCAGUCCACCUGGGGAGGAAGUUCAACACCAGGAUGACGUGACGGCGUGCAGCGCGGCAACGGAGCUGCUGGAAGCGAGCGAGUGUGAACCCCCGCCUUACAAUGAGACGGGGGAGAAUCUGAUACCGAACGUGGACUUCACCGGCUUGGAAUGGUCGGGACACAUCAUUAAAAUGGAGACUUGCGAUCACGACGAGGUGGAAGAGGCUGUGGACGAUGGUGACUUGGUUUACAGAGAGCGCACGCUGCAAAUGGACCCAUCUAAUGGCCAAAGCUCCUCCUCUGCGGGCUUCAUCAUCAAGGACGUCACCUCGCUGCAGGACUCUGCCUGCCAGACGCUCACCAACCUCUCGGGCCGCUAUCCCCGUGCACGCCGAUCAGCCCCACCACGACGCCGCCCCAAAGCCACCAUCACCACCGCCACAACCACCACCACCGCCUCCUCCUCCGCCACCACCUCCUCCUCCUUUACCUCCUCCGCCCCAGCAUCAUCGUCAACGACAUCGGGACCCUUCUCUCCUCGCAGCAACACCGCUCUGCGUCCGAUCGCCAAACGUUGCGCGCCCGUGCCAACGCACGCAUCAACGUCAGCGCCAGCUGCCACAAACUACCGGACGCCCGUGGCCUCUGUGCCCAAGUACAGGCCCAUCAGGCCCAGGCCGAUGGAUCCGUCGAGGGAACGUUCGCGCCCAUUUGACGCUGCUGCUGCCGCCGCCGCUGCAGCCGCCACCAUCGCUAACGUCGCAGCCGGCCCAGCCCUCGCAGAGCAAGGCUCGCACCGCUACCAGGCGGUCGCCGCUAACUGCCAGAGCGCUGCGGGGACCCGGGCACCCCUGAACCUCCGCGCAUUCCUGCAGAGGCGCGCGCCACACCUCUUUGAAGCGUGCCAGAGCACAGGCAUGUUAUCGCAGUCCUCGAGGAAGGAAUUGGUCAAAUUGGCCGUUUCCCACCUGGUCGAACGGCACGGCUUCUACCCAAGUUCCGUGGAGAAGACGAGCAUCUCCCAGGAAAUAAUCGACAUCUUCCCGUCCCAGAGACUGGACAUCGGGGACUCGAGUGUCACUGGCCAUGAACAUUUUUACGACCCUCAGGGCCACACGGGAUUUGUAGAAGUCCGUCUGCGGAAUCUGCGGCGCAAGCUGAACGCCGACCAGAAAAAAUUCUCGAAAAGGCACAAGCGGAAACUGGAGGAGGGCGGGUGCGGCAUGGCGGCGGCGAUGGCCGUCAAGCGGAGCCGGACACUGCUGCUGGACCCGAGCGACGCCACGAGUGACCCAGAGCAAAUCCCGCGAGAUUUCCAGCGCCUGGUGGCCAUUCCCGGUCUGCUCGAUGCGGAGUUCGACAAAAUCUCAUACGGGAAGGGACGCAACUUUGUGGAGCGGUGGGAGCACACGUACGUGCCUAAGCUGCGCCGGCUCGCCGUUCACGAGUCCGAGGACGUGAAGAUCCUUCUCCGGGAUGUGGAGGUGGCAGCUACCCCCGAUGAAGUCUGCUUCACGAUGCUCAAAAUCUUGACACACCUGCUCCCCCCGACGAUGGCCGGCCCAGCCAAGGGCUCCAAGUGCAGCAUCAAAUGUGCGCUUCCUUACCUCGUCGACUUUGCUCCGGUGGGCACGAGCGCCAGUGCGCUGCUCGACGACGCUGCCAUCUUUCCUCCGCGGACUCAGCCCUACCUCGUCGGCCUUGGAAUCGGAGCGGUGGCGCCGGCGGUGGGAUCGGGGCGUCCGAGCUACGCGAUCGUGGCACGCGGCGCCGGCGUAGCGCUGACGCUGCGGCAGUCGACACUGGUUGGAGCGCUGGAUCAGCUCUUCAAGCUGCUCUGGGUGUGCGGGGUGCAGUAUCCGGCGCAGGUGGCACCCGUCUAUGGCUUCCUCGAGCACGUGUACGGCAUGCCGGCACCACGAGCACUCUGCAGGAGGAGCAAGGUGCUGGAGCUCGUCGGAAAGCUACAGCUCAUGUGAGCCUGAGGCGGAGCGAUCGGCAAAGUGCGAACAGACGUACAGCGGUGGCCCGUGUCCAAAGGAAUCCUUUGCAUCGUUGUGCAGGAAUGGACCCUCCGAUGGUGGAUGAUACAAACACAGCAGUGCCCUGUAUCGGUGUCUAGGAAUGGCAUGGCCCUCCAGUAGUGCCCGCUACACACAUCAGUCGUCUGUAUCAAUGUCCAGGAAUGUAUCAGCCUCCAGUGAUGUCCGCAACACACUAAAAUAUCCUGUAUCAAUGUCGAGUAAUGUUUGGACCUCCAGUGAUGCCCACUCCGCAAUGUUUCCUGUAUCAGUGUCCAGGAAUGUGUGAACCUCCAGUGAUGUACACUACACACAGCAGUCCCCCUGUGACAGUGUCCCAGAAUGUGGACCUCCAAUCGCAUCCACUCCACACAACAGCGUCCUACAUCAAUGUUCAGGAGCAUAUGGACUUCCAGUGAUGUAUACGACAUGUACUCUCCAGAAAUGUAAAGACUUCCAGUAGUGUCCACUACAAACAUCAGUAUCCUCUAUCAAUGUUCGGGAAUGUAUGGAUCCCCAGUGACAUACAACAUGCAGUAUUCCCCCAAAUUAGCAUCUAGUAAUGCAUGGACUUCCAGUGGUGGUCACUAUAUAUACACACACACACAAAGUCCUCCGAGUAGUCAGAUGUGGACAGAACUUCAUUGCUUUUAUAUCAGUGUCGAGGAACGGAUGGAACUUCCUACGAACACUAUGUAUGUGUAAUGGUAUCAAUGUGCACAUGAAACAUGGAAGGUGAACCUAUAACCCUAUCUUCUAUAAAAAUGUCUUAUUAAUAGAGCGCGGUGUAGAACUGGUGUAGAACUCGUGCAGCGAGUCGCUCGUGCAAGUCUAGAGCGCACGGCCCAAAGCCCAAGUGUCGCCCAAAUGCUCUUUCAUGCAGAUAUAUCUACAGCCAUCUCUUGAAGACUGUAGGCGAUCGCUCAUUGCGUAUUACCGCAGGAAGCUUACUCCACAGACGCAGAGCGAAGACGGUGAAGCGACAUUCGGCGAGCUCGGUCGUGAAUGGACUCCUGGUGGUAGAUCCUUUGCAGCUCCUGCCACAUUUUAUGAUGCAAGAAUACAUGAUGCUGCCGUGAUGGGAAGGGUUUGCAAAUUGAACUUGUAAUCUAGAGGUUGUGGGUUGGGUUUGUUGUAAUAUCCCAGCGUGGCAGGUAAAAUAGCAAGUUUUUUUAAAUCUCAAAAUCACCGCAGUAAGGCGACUGGAAGCUCGCAUGUGGCGUGGUAAGGUGCGGGAGCUCCCACCUCUUCCAAGGAAUCUGGCCAGGGUGAAAGCGGAGCAAAUGCCCUCUAGAGCAGUGAUUCUCAACCGGGUGUACGCCCCCCCCCCCGGGGGUGUACGUGGCAAUGUCACAGGUGAGGUGUUUAUAACUGCCUGAAAUUAUAUCAUACAUGCGAGUCAUUGGUGAAUAAUAAUUUGUGAAUCUGCCAAGAUAAAAUAAAUCCAUAUGAUAACCUGGAAUGAUAUAAAAGACCUUGCUAGACUCAUUGAUCGUAAACAAUGUGGGGUUUCAAAGGGUAACCCGCGAGCGCGAACAAAUGGCGUCAUUCAUGCAGAGGGUCCGGUGAUUUUUUUUGUUUUCGCUUGCAGUUACUAGCUAGUUGGGAUAACUCACAAAAUUGACAAUUGGUGAAAAUGUUCGUGUUCAUUAUUCAUACAUUUCUCAACCAUGUUGGGCCAGGAAAGUUGGGGUUACUCGGUUGAAACAAAAUUCAACAGGGGGGGGGGGUAACAGUAGCCAAAAAAGUUUGCGAACCACUGCUCAAGAGGGACUCUAAGAGCUCCCUCUAAUGGAGGUCCUGCCAGCAGUGAUGUGAGCAAGCAAUUGCAGGACUGCGCCUUUACCUUAUCUUUUACAUUACUCUGUUACCAGGCACUCCCUUACUGUUGAUUUGGUUGUAUAUCUGGAAUGGAUGUCAAUAUAUUUACGACGACGUGCAUCGUUAUUAUCCAACACUUGUUGCGGUGUACUUUAUGCAUAGCCAAGUGAGGAAAAUCUCUCACGGGAGACAUUCCAAACUCUCACGUAUACUGAUGGUUUUAUGGUAUAUUUGUGUAUUUUGUAUUGUUUGCCGUUUUAUUCCUGUGUCAUGUACAUGCACAAUUAAUUAUUUGCAUACAUGAGGCAUCAUAUUACAGGUUGCAUAUUGGUACCGUUAUCCGGAGGCACCCGGUUUGAUUCCAGGGCAAGGGUGGUAUAAACUCUCGAGCGCGAGUUUGUUACGGACAAACACUUCUAAGUGCUGUACGCUCGUUACGUCUGUAUUGACGGACUGCCUGCGAGGGGCAGCAGUGUAACACGUGGGUAUGUCCACCGCACGAUAUACUCCAACCCCUGUAAUCAGUGUGGUGGAUAAGACACGUGACAGUGGAGAUUUACAAAACUGCUGUGCAUCUCACUGGACCCUUUAAACAUUGGGAAGACUGAGAUUAUAUAAGCAUUAUUUAACUAACAUCGUCGUCAUCUUCCUUCUGGGAAGGGUAAAAUGUGCACCAUUUGGUGCAGCAAAAUCAAUAGGGUGGGGGGGGGGGUUGUGUUUUCAUUAAGGAUUGUUCCUGGGAGAAAAAUGUGGAAUUUCCAACCUUCGCUGCAGAAAUCGAAAGCUGUUGAUUGGCCCUCACUGAAGGAAAGUGGGAAUUCCACCACUGGCGAAAGACCAGCACUAAUUCUAAAAGCAUAUGUAAAUAUAGGGAUACUUAGACUUUUAACAGGUGUUGUAUUGAUUAACAUUCAGUUACACUUCAAAAUGUAAAAGUACCUGAUGCAGUAUGUACUCUUCAUAUAAAUUGUCUAAAUAAGUUCAUUCUGGUAAUUCUGUAAUCCUGGGUUUUGUUACUGGCGACAUCGAGGGUCAGAUGAGGCCCACGAUGGUUCUUGAAAGUGACCCAAGCUAUUGAGUGGUCAGAGAUAUGGUCACGGAGACAAUGUAGAUUAUAGUCUUGGUUCUUUCGGUAAAGUCAUGUAGAUAGAAAAUAAAAAAAAUGUUUAAUAAAAAAUAAAAGCUGGCGGAUGAAGACCGCUUGUGUUGUGAUCGAAACGUCGUGGGUUUUUUUUGCUUUUAUUUUUAACUUAAUUUAAUCUUCAUUUUCUGUCUACGUGACUUUACCGAAAGAACCAAGAAUAAGAAUUCCUGCAGUCAUGAAAGAGUGAAAAUUUUAAAUGUAGAUUAGUGAACUGAAACUGAUUUAAAUUAGAUAUAGAUGACAGUGCUGCAGAUAAAAACAACAAUUUGUAAGUUGAAAGAUAAAUGAGACCUACUAACAUAAGGUACACAUUCGUGCUCAGGUGUAAUGUCACGUGGCGUCAUAACAUCUGGAUGUCAUAGGCUUUUAAUAGCUGUCCUAGGUAUACAUAUUCUGAUGCGUUUUCCAGUUGUCCUUCCAAUAUAUGAAGUGUUUUUAUUAACCUUGUCUAAUGACCUUAUUUGUUCUCAUUCAACCCAAACACAAGAUUUCAGACUCUUUAUUAAAUCAUAACUUUUCCCCGCAGGUCAUUUCCAUCUGACAACGGUCAUAUUUUCUGUCAUCAGCAAAUAUGAGAUGCUUAUGUUUCUCCAUGAAUAUGUAUGCCUUUUUCUCGAAUACAGUCACCAGAACAUUAUUUAUUCAGUCGAUGUUUAUUACUUCCGUGAAAAGGUAUCACCUAGAUUUACUUUUGACACUACGCAAAAAGAUAGUAAUUUGUGCAUAGUGCAAAUAUAUAAUAAAAACUGCUUCAGACUUUCCACGGAAAACACCGCUCAAUAUUAAUUAGAAAUAUAAUUCUGAACAACACUUAAAGGCAUAUCCAUCACACCGUUCAGUGAAGACCCUCGAAUACAGAAUGACGUAGGAGGAAGCUAUCGGCAGAUCCUGUUAUCCACACACAGCGCUUCAGUUCGUGCAAGCAACGAAGC